AUGGAACACAACGAGACCACGAAUCGCGCUACGUCUAUCGCAUCUACGCCGACCGCUACUACGCCGGAGCUUCCCUCAACGCCUAAACCUAGCAAACAGGAUGCGUUGAAACCGGAAGUGCAGCCGCCGUUGCCUACAUAUCCGCCGCCGCCCGACAAGCCACCUAACAUGUGUUUGACUUUGAAAGAACAAAGGCGCCAAUGCAACAUCUCGCAUCUAGUCGGCAUUUACACGUUUUGCUGGAACUUUCAGAAUUCCGUUUGCACGCACCCAAACUGCAAAUACGUUCACGCGACGGUGUUUGAAGAGCAACGUUUUUAUAGAACCGGUGAAUUGCCUCCCCACGUGUUGGCGUAUCAUAAAAAUGUCAAAAUAUGGCCACCGCCUCCGCCACCUCCCGAAGAAGCGCCGUCAGAUAUACAAACAAUGUUUAAUAACCCGCCUCCGCCUCUUCCUGUCAGCGUCGAAAAGCAGACACCAGUCAUUUGUUGUCAAGCCGCCCGCAAAAUGGAUUUUGCUGCUAUGUCCGCCGCCGGCACUAAUACGCCAUCCUUGAAGCGAGAGUGGGCCAACAUUAAGAAUUGUAGGUCUCUAAAACCGAAAAUUGAACGACAAAUUAACUUGCAAUUUUCGCCACAGGUCGGACCCAUCAUUUUUGCAGCAGACAGCAGUUCGCCGGAAGACCAGGGCUUCGACCCAGAUCGCUUGCCAAAAAGAUGCAAGAAUUGUGAUUUAAGAAAGAAGAUAAUGAAAGAAAAAUUUAAGAAGAUGGAGUUACGCCAAAAGAUAGAAAAAACGCGCAACAAGGUGGUGAUAAUUAAGAUUAUGAUUCUGCUUGCAUUACUUUGCAAGAAAAGCAGUUCUAGCAAG
Messenger RNA from Iphiclides podalirius (scarce swallowtail), 870 nucleotides. Lineage: Eukaryota; Metazoa; Arthropoda; Insecta; Lepidoptera; Papilionidae. The record is from the annotation of a GenBank genome assembly.